Entamoeba histolytica HM-1:IMSS is the source of this 318-nucleotide messenger RNA. RefSeq lists its product as uncharacterized. The transcript is spliced from 2 exons. Gene Ontology annotation, molecular function: ATP hydrolysis activity. The record is from RefSeq and is a predicted model, not a curated record. Bases 1 to 318 code for a protein of 105 amino acids. Lineage: Eukaryota; Evosea; Mastigamoebida; Endamoebidae.
AUGAAAUACCAACAAUUUAUUGUUAUUACAGGAGGUGUUGGAGUAGGAAAGUCUACACUUAUUCAUAAUUUAAAAAGAAGUCUUCCUAAAAAAGAACGAAUCUUUAUUAAAGAAUAUAUUGAUUUUAAACCAAGUACAGGAAAGAAAAUGCUUGAAGAAACAUUAAAAGGAAAAGGGUCUAUGUAUGAACUUCAAUUAUUUAUUAUUGAUUGUUUCAAAGAACAAUUAGAAAGAGCUAAACAAAUGAAAUAUGUUAUUAUGGAAAGAAAGUUGAUGACCUUUAUACUACAUAUGGUAUUCCAAGAUUUAAUGAAAUGA